AUGCAUGAGACGGAACAACAUCGUGUCGGAGAUUAAAUGUUUUGAUCAAAUGUUUCGGCUUCGACAGCUUGUUUGCGCUGUAUCGAUAACUAUUCCACUGCUGAAUCGUUUGGAGUGCCUUUUAAUAAAGUCAUAACGCGGUUUGCAAUAAGCUAAUAAAGGAAAUUUUAGAGUUUAGUGACUGUCGAAGCGCUGUGCAAGAUGGCUGCAGUGCUGUGGCCACCAAGAGGAGCUGCUGUUGGAAAGAGGCGUCUGAGGGCGCCACACCCUCCCAUUUGAGGAGAAAUAUUACACUGUACACCAGUGACUUAUGGCACUAAACUUUACAUUUAAUGGGCAUUUCAGACAUUAAAUAUCAUUUUAACUUGGGACUGUGUUUAUGUUUAGCCUAAUAUCUGCCUGUGUGUGCAAAUACUAGGCUUUUUGCCAGGUUUGCAAAAUUGAUCUGUAAUCUGUGCCAAAUGCCUAAUUAGAGUCUUGGCAGUGAUCUGAUAAGUGCUGAAAUAUGUGAAAACUUUUAAAACCAUGAAAAAUGUCAUGCAACCCUGGAACAGUAUGAACAGCUAUUAAAGAAACAUCAAAAUUAAUUUUGUAUGAGUUUGUAGGCAGUUUAUUAGGCUACUCUGAAGAUAUUUACAUAGCCUAAAACAUAUAGUUUGGUAUUACACAAGUGGGCCACUCACUAUUUUCCAUAACUGUGACUUCAUGGUUUUAUUGUGUAUAAAUAUGGGGCAAAAUCUGGCCAAAAUUCCCCCAAAAGUUUUAUUUUACAAAUUCCCCCAAGAAAUGAGGCGAGUUUGACAUUUAUGACAGCCAAAAAAAAAAAAAAAAAAUUCCUCAAUAGCAUGUAAGAAUUAAGAGCAUCUAAAAGGCAAUUUAUUAACAUGCCAAGAACAUGACAAGAAAAGGUGAUGUUUAUGAGGGGAUGUUAUGUGGGAUUUCUGCAGAAAAUUACACUGGCUUAAUCAUUUCCAAAUCUGUCUAAUCUGUUAAAGUGCGAUAUGGGAAGAGGAAGGGUGACACGUCUUGAACAGGAAUAAUAAACUUGUCUGUGAUAACCUGUGAGAGCAAAGGGAGUACUUUCCUGGGUUUUCCACUGGGGACAUCACAGCUUUUGUUUAUGGUGGUUUUCGCUGGCGCACUAAAGAAACUGACCCGGUUUUACGCACAGCAAACAUGAGUGCUGGAGGAGGAACUCCCUACAUUGGCAGCAAAAUAAGUUUGAUAUCCAAAGCGCAAAUUCGCUAUGAGGGAAUAUUGUCUUCUGUGGACACGGAAAGAUCCACGGUUGCUUUAGCCAAAGUUAAAUCGUAUGGCACAGAGGACCGUCACACAGACAGACCUGUGCCCCCCAAAGAUGAAAUUUAUGAAUACAUCAUCUUCAGAGGAAGUGACAUAAAGGAUAUCACAGUGUCUGAACCACCCAAACAGCACCAUGGGCUGCCACGUGAUCCUGCCAUUGUACAGUCAUCCAUUGGCAGCUCCUCUGCUGGGUGCCACCCACGCUGGAGUCCAUACAGGGAUGUGAUGCCCAACUACAACCAACUUGCUGCCAGUUCUCUACUGAGCCAACAGUACAACGCAGCCCUCGGCCUAGGUCUUCAUGGCAUCCCACCCAGAAGAGCUCCCCCCAUGGUCGAGCAAGCGGUUCAGACCGAAAAGAGGGGGAAGACGUCCACACAGCCACAGAGCAGACAGGCUCUUCGUUCAGUCCAGCGCCCCACCAGGGAAGGUCCCCAGGCUCAGAAGGAGAAUGUAACCAAAGGUCGGGCACCGGCUCAGCCCAGUGUUGCCAAAACUCAAGGCCAGAGCUCUGACAACCAGAAACAACGGCAGAAACAAGGCAGCCGCAGGUCCAGAAACAGAAGCAAAGGUCAGCUUCUUGUGAAGAGCUCCAAGCCCACAACCUUGAAGUUUGAGUCGGAUUUUGAUUUUGAAACUGCAAAUGCUCAGUUUAAAGAUGAUCUUACAAAGGAAGUUGUAGUUGAGAAUGUGGAUUCUGGGGAGGCCAAGACCAGCGAGACUGUGCAAGAAGAGGAAACUCUUGGUGAUAAAUACUAUGACAAAGCUAAAUGCUUCUAUGACAACAUCUCAUCAGACCUCAAGCAAAGGAGAACUUGGGAAGAGGAGAAAAAGUUGAACAUGGAAACCUUUGGAGUGACCGGCCGCUUCCUGAGAGGACGAUUUCGAGGCAGAUCACGCAGAGGACAGAGCACCACGGAGCAGCGACCACUCCCAAAAAUUGGUAGUGGGAGGGUGUGAAGAUUUUGGUUUCAUUUGUUAGUUUUUUUUUUUUUUUUUGUAAAUAAUAUAAUAGUUUUCUACUUAUUUAAAAAGUACCUCCCUAUUUUCCCAUGUAAAACAAAUAAGCUGUUUUUUUUUUUUUUUUUCUUUAUCAAUUUGCAUUUAGGGAAUCUUGUACUUCUAACCUUAAUAUGAAAUGGGAGAGAAAUUUCUUUUUAAACCAGCAACUGUCCACUAGACAAAGUUAUUGGUAGAUUGUUUAAAAGCAUGCGAUGUAGAACUUGUAUUUUAACAAGCCGUAGGCAUGCGUUUUUGUUUUUUUCCUUUUCCUGAUAUUACUGUCUAACCUUUAACUCCAAAUCACUUUUGGAGAACUUUUCCUAAUUUGCAUGGACAGAACAUCUUUUUUUUUUUUUUCUGUUUCUUCUUUAUUUGUAUAAAUGCAUAUGUGGAAUUUGUGUAACAGUUGCUAUUAAAUGACAUGACAAAC
This is a messenger RNA of Sphaeramia orbicularis (orbiculate cardinalfish), 2734 nucleotides long. Its product is annotated as protein LSM14 homolog B-like. Gene Ontology annotation, molecular function: mRNA binding. The coding region runs from base 1177 to 2262 and encodes 361 amino acids. The record is from RefSeq and is a predicted model, not a curated record. Lineage: Eukaryota; Metazoa; Chordata; Actinopteri; Kurtiformes; Apogonidae. The transcript has 9 exons.